Megalopta genalis is the source of this 2467-nucleotide messenger RNA. RefSeq lists its product as uncharacterized. Lineage: Eukaryota; Metazoa; Arthropoda; Insecta; Hymenoptera; Halictidae. Gene Ontology annotation, molecular function: hydroxyisourate hydrolase activity. The record is from RefSeq and is a predicted model, not a curated record. Gene Ontology annotation, biological process: purine nucleobase metabolic process.
ACCGUAACCGUAUGUUAUAGCUGUCUUGCGAAGUAAUUCUUUGUAACACGGCAACAUUAAACAUUGCCAUUGUUCGUGAAUUCUUGCCACGCUUUGAUAUGCACGCACAUCGUGUAUAUGUAUAGCUGUACCCUUUAAUCGUAUGCUCGCAAUGUACAGAAUAUAUAAACGCGACGGUCUCAAGAAAUGACGCUUUCGAUCUUACAGCCAAUUCAUUAUUUUUAGAGAGCACGCGGGCCCGCGUAACACAACCAGCACACUUUCUUUUAUCGAAUAUUUGACUAUCGACGGACACCUUAUAUGCGAAGUCGAGAAUGUUUUUAAGCGAUCACGGCAGUCAUUUUAUCGUGUACUCGUUUUUACUAAUUACGUACGUAUCUUCACCACUCAUCGGUCGCUUCUAGUUUCGUAUACAAUCGACGAAAUUCGUGUCUAUUCCCUACUCGAAAAAUUUGGAGCAACCCAGCACCGCGUGAACGCACUUGACGUGACAUCACCGGACACUGUGUUGUUACAUGCCUAACCAUAUUACUAGCGUUAAUAAGUCACCAGUAAAGGUACCGCUGGGUAAUUCAAUGGUCGGCCGAGUAGAUAUCACCAUACGGUAGGAACACGUUUAGUGGAAUGUCGCAUUUGGAAUAAUAGGCCAGAUUAUUCGGCAGAGAAGGCGCGAAAUUGCAAAUCAUCGAACAGAUAUACAGGUGCAUUAAAAUAUGUGAAUUCCGCGGAUGGUUAACAUCUGUACCUUUUCAAGCGACGCGUGCUUAUUGCAUGUACUGCAAGAAAAACCUGCAUGCCCAUCGACUGUCUCUAUUGAAGCACACAUGUACUAUGAAGCACCAGCGAGCAGCUCUGUUACACGAGGCAGAAGAAAAGAAGAAGGCUCUUGCCCAAAAGUUAAAUGGAGAUGAGGAAGUUGAAGUAGAGAUUGGUGAAAUUGAUACAUCUGAAAAUGUUCAAACCGAAGUAGAUGAUGAGGAAGUAGAAUAUGUUGUUGAAAGAUUGGAAACAGAUGACGAACUGGAUGAAACCCACAUCAAAGACGAUGUGGACGACGUCGACGAGGAUGAGGAAGAUGUAUCACAUUUGCAUAUGUCCUUGGAGGAUGAGACUGUGAAACAUUCUUCGAAGAAGAUCAAACUGGAGAGAGUAGACAACACCGAAGAUCCUAUAGCUGAUGCGAUGGAACAUAUGCAAAGCGAAUAUCUGGAAGAAUCGGAGAAUCAAGGGGAAGUGCAAAUGGAAAUGGUGGUGGAAUCGGAAGAUCACAACAGUUCUGAAAUUCGAGUUGUUGCGCUUCUUUCCGAUGAGGAAGAUUCGAACAAAGAAAUGCAGAAAGAGUCUCGUGAAAAUGGAAAAACUAUUCGACGAUCCGAGAAUAAGUCGGACAGAAAGUCUAGCAAAUUUCAAGGCGAGAAGCAACAAGCGAAUUCGGAUAUACUGGUGGCGUGCCCGUUGCCUAUUUUGGGCGCGACAUAUCAAAUGAAUUCAUCGGUUGCGUCUCCCUCUAACACGAUAGGAGUUCUUCAACCGGUGAACACCAUCCCCAUUACUCCUGCGCAAAAUAAAACGAUCACUUUAACGUCGGGUGGUAAAACUCUAACUUUGUCAGGUGGUACUUUUCAACCUGGUACUCAGUAUGUGCUGAGUAAAUUCAAGAAUAAACUACCUACGUUUGUACUAGCUGAUAGGAAACCUGCAAUUGCAGCUAAUCAGGCGGGAGACACGUCGAAAACCCUUUUGAUAAACAAGGAGCAAGUGGCUGUCGCGGGUACCAGCUAUCAAUCUGGAAAAAAGCAUGUGUUUGUGAAGUCCGCUAGAUCCCCGACGUCGAAGAAACCUCAAAUCUCUACGCACGUUGUGGAUACAAGCAAAGGAUUGCCUGUCGGAGGAUUACAAGUUAGCUUGUACAAACUUAUGGAUGGACGAUGGACGUUUUUAAAUGAAAGUAAUACUUCUCCGAAUGGUCGUUGCGUAGACUUAGUGGAUAGUAUAAGAGCCAGCUUUACUGCCGGGCGAUACAAGAUCCACUUCGACGUGGACAAGUACUUUACGCUAAGAAGAAUAGAGACUAUGUACCCGUUCAUCGAAAUCGUGUUCGAUGUGAAGGAUCCCGCCGGACACUAUCACAUACCGUUGCUGUUAAGCCCGUUCGGUUAUUCCACAUACCGUGGUUCCGAAAGAUGAACACCAAUGGACAAUCGACCAAUAUUCUAAGUGACAAACGUGUUAUAUAAAAAUUUGAUUUCAAUAAUCAAUAAACUCUUUUUUACAAUGCGGAAUAUCAAAAUCUCCACAUGGUCACUAUUCUUAUAUUUUUCUAAGUGUUAUUUAGAAAAGAUACGAACUGUAAAUACAACGAGUUAGGUAGUGCUAGCUGGACUCCAAGAUCUUGACGGUUUACAUCGCUAUGUGAGCAUUAUCAUGUGUGAAAAAAUAUACUUUAUUUCGUACUGUGUAGAAUAUA